CGGGGAUGGGAUGAAAGAAGCUCACGUGUCACCAACAUUGGAGUGGCCAAAACAGAGGCUGCUGGGUUGGGUAUUGGUGGCGGGUGUGUUAUUUUCCUGUUUUCUGCUGAGAAAGGGUGUUUGGCAGGUUGGGAUGAAGGCGAGUCGACUGAGAAGCGUGUCAACGGGUCACAGCGUCCUCAGCACCAGGUGGCAAUGUUAAUCCAGUUGCCUGAGGCUGCAAGACCUGUUUGUGCAUGCGUGCAUGGGAUUAAUUAAAAAAGUAAGUAAGAAAGGGGGAAAAAAUGUUCAGUGGCAACUUGCAUGGAUCCCUGUGAGUUGUUUGAUAGGUGGGGAAAUGCUCCUGUGUGUGUCAGCUGCCGUCAGGGAGAGCUGCGGCUGGCACAGGGCUGUGUUGUGCUGCCAGACUGGUUGCUUGGAAAAAGGAGAAGGGGGAAAAGAAAUCCAAAACAAAGAGAAAAAGGAGGGUGGCAGCAGACUCCGGCCCGGCCAGGGUUUCCAAGGCUACCGCGAAGCUAUGGCUGCGCUACCGGCCAUGGCAGAGCCGCGUUUGGGUUGAUUUUGCACAAUUCUAGUGCACGAGUUGGUCGGGAUGUCUUUGACUUGGUUUCCUGUGUUGGAUGGGGGUUGCUAAACAAGGAGUUGUUGUGUUUUAUAAUGCAAGCCUUGCAGGUGCAAGGGCUGGACGAUGCGAGCCUUUCUAAAGAGUUCGGAGGGGUGUUUUCAGCUGAAACCGCACACGACGAUAGGCAGACAUGAAGGGUCCGACAUCGUCCUGCAGGUUUCCCUGCUUGCCUGUUGAUUGCCUGUGCCAGUCCGCAGGUGUAGCCGAUCAUCAGGCAGCCCUCAGAUUCACCGCCUGGGACAACGGCUUUGUCCUGCAGGACUUCAACUCCCCCCACGGCACCUUCGUCAAUGGCUGCCAGGUCCAAAACGCGGCUGUGAAAGUGAGUCCGGGAGAUAUCCUGCGCUUCGGAGCUGGGGGAGCAUCCUUUGAGCUGGUGGUGGACGGGGCUGCCCAGAUGUCCUAUCCGCCUGUGAAACGUCGCACAGCAUGGACCGGGCAGCUCCAGUUGGUUGCAGAGCCCAAGCCCCGGACUCCUGCAUCUCCUUCCCACCUCCCCUCGUUGCGGGGGCCGCACCCCCCCAGCUCUCCGGGCAACUGGGCUCCCGGAGCAGCUGGCCACGUGCCCCAUCCACCGCUGCGGAAGCGACCGCUCAGUGCCUGGGCUAGGAGCGUGGCCACCACUGUCCCGUCAGACGCUUUCAGUGGGACCUCCAUGGUGAGGCCAGCUUCGACCAACAUCUCAGGCAAUGGUGCGAGUGGUGUGGGGGGAGCCCCUUCCCCAGGAACUCACGACACAGAUGUCCUGCAGGAGAAGGGUGACAGGCUUGUGCAAUCAGAGAAGGAAAUCAGUCACCUAUCUGGUUUGGAAACAGAAUCAAAGCAGAAAGAUGCUGUGAUAAGGGAUCUGCAGGACGAGAUUGCGGCGAUGGCGAAGACUUUGGCUCAGGCGGCGGCGAGGAACGAGGUGGAGCUGAGCCAGAAGCUGCUCACCUUCGACCGAGAGCUGGGAGCCAAAACAGAGGAGAUCAGAGCCCUGAGGGAACAGAUCAGCAACCUGCAGAAAGGCUCGAGCCAGGUUUUCAGCUAUUCCCUCUAUGAAAGAGACCUGGAGAUCGGAAGGCUGCGGAAAGAAGGCGAGAAGCUGAAGAGGGACCACGCUUUGGCUGCAGGUCUAGUGAUCAGCCUGCAACGAGAGAUCACCGGGAAGGAGCAGAAAAUCCAGCAGCUCAAGGAUGACGUUGAGAAGAUGAAGAGGGAAAGCAGGGAAAAGGACCAUCAGCUCGCGGUCAUUUCUGCCAAGUGCUCUAGAAUUAAAGAGGAAAUGAAACAUGAACUUGGAGAGCGAGAAGUAAUAAUUGCGUGCCGAAAUCGCAUCGAGGAGCUGGAACGUGACCUGGGGAGGCUGCAGGAGGAAAUCCAGAAGUGUAGCACUGAGCAGGAGAGCACCCGAAACCAGCUGGCCCAGAAAGCCAAGGCUGAGGAGGAGCUGAAGGAAACCUGUGCCAGGCAAGUGCUGCAGCUGCGGGAGAUGGGGCGCAGGGAGCGGCUGCUGCGAGCGGAGCUGGGGCAGGGCAAGGAGCAGCUGGAGUCCUUCAAAACCCGAGUGAUGCGAGCCUGUUCUCCAGCAGCAGCGUGCAUUGCGGGGAAAGCCGUAACGGAGCAGCAGGUGAUAGAGAAGGUCGGGGAGAUCUGCAAAGAAAACCAACAAAGUCAUGAGAGAGAGAAGGGUCUGCAGGAGGAAUUAAGCUCCAGGCUCUCGAAGGAAAAGGAGGUGUCUGCAAAUCUGGAGGUGUUCAAGAAAUCUGUGUGUGGGCUCCAGGAGUGCCUGAGGAGCUCCUGCAGCAGUGACAGCCUGCGAGGGCAGCUGGGGAGGCUGGAGGUGACAAUCCUGGACCCCUCCGUCUUGGCCAUUGGAGUGGCUGUGGUGGAGAUGGCAUCUGUCCUCCUGUCCUGGCUGGAGGACACAGAGCAGCUCCUGGCCAGCACAGGGAUGGACCCGCAUGCCUCCAGCAAAGGGCUCUUGGCUGCUCUCAGGGAAUUGUUGGAGGAUUAUCAGGAAGCCACACAGAGGAAGAGGCUAUUACAGGCUCAAUUAGAGAAGGUCCAGGAGUCGCAGGCGGCUUUGCUGCAGGAGCACGUGAAGGAGCUGGAAGCGAAACACAAGCACGACCUACAGACAAAAAUAAAUCAAAUCAUAUUGGAAAAGGACAAGGACAACAAAGAGAUUCUGGAGAGCACCAUCGCCAAGGAGAAGGACAAGUGCAAGCAGUCCCUGGAGGAAGAACAGAAGAAGACCCAAGACCUGGAGAGCCACCUGCGAAGCGUGACCGAGGUAAUGGAAAAGAAGGCAAAAGAGCAGGAGGUUUCAGACUGCAAACUGAGAGAAGCUGUGCGCAACCUGGAGGAAGCUGCGACACGAGAGAUAACGUUGCAGCAACAGGUUCUCGUGCGAGACGAGCAGCUCAAGACCAUUCAGGAGGAGAAUGAGUUUCAGAGGCGGAAACUGGAAGAAGAAAUACUGGAAUAUAAAGAGCAAAUAAAGCAACAUUCCCUGACAAUUGUGACCUUAGAGGAAAGGUUGGUGGAGACCAAGCAGCAGCAGAAGACGCUGGAGGAGGAAAAUGCAGCGCUUGUGGAAAAAUUAGAAGGAUUUCAGGGUGAUGCUCACCAGUCAACAUCAGGAACUUGUCUGGAGGCUUCUCCUGCUGCAGAGAUGCCCGGCUGUGUGAAAUUCAGGGAGGAGCUGGCAGCGGCGCAGAGCAUCCUCCUGUCCAAGGAGGCCGUCAUCGCCGGACUCACCAGAGAGCUGGUGGAAACCAGGGCCAGGAUGUCAGACAUGAGAGGGGAGCUGGGCGAGGAGCAGAAGGUGGAACUGGAGCGGAACCUGAGCCAGGUGAAACGUCAAGAGCGGGAACUGAACCUGCUCAGAGAGAAGCUCUGCCAGAUGUCCAGCCUGGUGGAGAAGAAGGAUGGAGCCCUGAAAGCAGCAGCCGAAGAGUUAAGACGAGCCCGAGACGACUGCCAGGCACUGAGGGAUGCCGCCCGAGAAACGGCUGAAGAGACGGAAGAUGCUCCUGGGAUACCCGUGCAGGCGGGUGAAGCCUCUGAGAGGUGCUGGAAACGGGAAGAACACAAAGGUGGGUGCAGCAGCAGAUGGAGGGACUGUAGAGGGAUCGUACAGCCCGUUCCGCAGCGGUGGCAGCCAGCCUGCCAGCGAGGAAGGCUGGAUGCGUGGGGGCCAAGCGCUGACUCACAGCCAGAUGACGAGCGGGAGGAGCCGGCAUUGGACUUGGCCGACCUCGGUGCAAAAUGCCGAGGCCUCAGGCACGAGGAAACGAUCCAGCGCCAAAAAGAAGGUUUGGGUGAGCUCCGGGAGAGAAUAAAGAUGCUGGAGAAGAUGCAGUCCUCGGUUGUCAUGAACAAGGUUUCGGAGCCACUAGUGGUCCUGAUGAAAGACCUACCAGAGGACAUAGUCCAGAAAACAGGUCUUGAGAAGGAACCUGCAGCUGUGUCAGGAGUGAAGCUAAAAACCAGCAAGGUUCCUGGCUCUGGUCUGAAUGGGGCCACCAAUGAGGCAAUGAGCUCGAAGAUGGCAGAUGAGAUGGACCUUGGUGAGAAGAUGUACCUGGAUGUUCUUGGUGCUCUGGGCAGGCUGCUGAAGAUGGAGGAGCUGUCGGGAAUGCAGCCUCUGAAGCAUCUUCCUCGGGAGGGGAGGCAGGAAGCUGGACUGCAGAGACGGAAGGACCUGGCACUGCUGUAUGAUAAGAUCAGGCACCUCAAGAGCUGUCUGGAGAGAAAAGAAGAAAUGCUGAAAGAUUACGAGUCAAACGUGGAGCAACUCAGGUUGAACCAAGCGUCUCUGCAGAGAUGCCAGGAGGAGAUGUCCAAGCUGGACACUGAGGUCUACAAGGAGGCAGAAGAGAAGGCUCUGCUGAGGGAGGCCCUGGAGAGGACACAGCUCCAGCUGAGCCAGGAGAAGCAGCUGCUGCGAGCAGCCAAACUGCAGAAGCCUGGAGCCAAGAAGCCCUUCUGCUCGGGAAAACUGAAGGCCAAACACCAUGCAGCAGGAGGCUUCAAGAAGGGAAGCACAUAGCGGUGGCACCACAUGGGCCUUUGGUUGGCAAAGGUACGACGCAGGCAAGGAUGGCUUCAUUGACCUGAUGGAGCUGAAGCUGAUGAUGGAGAAGCUGGGGGCACCGCAGACGCACCUGGGCCUGAAGAACAUGAUCAAGGAAGUGGAUGAAGACCUGGACAGCAAGCUCAGCU
Messenger RNA from Columba livia (rock pigeon), 4834 nucleotides. RefSeq names its product EF-hand domain-containing protein D2. NCBI's taxonomy places the organism in Eukaryota, Metazoa, Chordata, Aves, Columbiformes, Columbidae. The transcript is spliced from 30 exons. Gene Ontology annotation, molecular function: calcium ion binding; protein binding. The record is from RefSeq and is a predicted model, not a curated record. The coding region runs from base 756 to 4661 and encodes 1301 amino acids.